Ectocarpus sp. CCAP 1310/34 is the source of this 2283-nucleotide messenger RNA. NCBI's taxonomy places the organism in Eukaryota, Phaeophyceae, Ectocarpales, Ectocarpaceae. The record is from the annotation of a GenBank genome assembly.
AUGGGCAGCCGCACACCCCUUUCAUCUGUAUGACACGCGCACCGCAUGCUGCACACGCUUGGUGACAAGGCCGCACCAACGGGAAGGAAAGGCCGGACGCUUUGUUGUCGCUUUGCUGAUACAUGAUGUAUCAACCUCCGAUAGUGAACUUCCCGGUCUUCUCGGUGGUAUGGUCAGAGGCAACGGAUGCUAAUGGCGCCGCUUCUCCAGCGGUGCUCGCGGCGGGCGGCGGGGGUGCUGGUAACACGGGAGUCGGGAACAAGAUUUCCUCGAUUGCCUUCAAGGGGGGCGCCCAGCAACCCUCCCAUACCAUCGCGCACGAGCUGGAGACGUCGCCCGAGACGUGCAACUGCGUCGCGGCUAGCGGUAACGGUCAGCUCCUGGCCGCUGCGUUCGGAAAGAACGUUCGCAUCUAUGCCAGCAACCCCUCAGGCUUCCACCAGCUGGCGGAAGUCGAGGCCGAUUUUGCGACAAAGGAGAGCGGUGUGCUUUCCAUGGCGUUCCUGGACAGAAAUAACGGCGGCAGCGACGGUAGCCGAGAAACGGACGGAGGCGUUAUGCUCAUGGCUACCGGGGGGGAAGACGGGGUCUUGAGGGUCUGGGAGCUUCAUGCCGACGCGCGAACAGGUGGCGGCGAUGGGAGAGAGGGCGAAAGACCACCGUCGCUUUCGGUACGUAUGGUGCAUGCAUGCAAAGGGCACGAAAAGCCGGUGACGUGCGUGAGAUUCCACCCGUCAGGGGCGUUGAUGCUCACCGCCUCGAAAGACGGCACCUGCAGGUUGUGGGACUGCGAGCGAGGCUCCGAAGCGGCUUUGUUGCCCACCACGUCCGGCCUGCCUCCGACCGCAUCAAUCGCGAAGGCCCCGGUGAUCAUGUGCCGCUCCUGCUGCUUCUCUCCCGAUAGGCCAGACGCGAUAUUCUCUGUGCAGAGCGAGGGGCGUGGCAACGCCUACGUCACUGAGUGGAGGUACUCGGUGCGGCCGGACGACGACGCCCCCGGGGGAAGGGGGGUCGCUUGUGAGGUCAAGCCGGUUAAGGUGUCGCUCGUGUCGCCGCACCCGGCGACUUCGCUGUCCGUCCGGAGCGACGGCGCUCGCCUAGCGGUGGGGAACGUGGAGGGGACGGUGCUCGUCUACCGGCUACCCGGGUUUGCGAAGGUCAUGGAGUAUCCUGCCCACGACCUGCCAGUGACGGGCCUGGGGUUUGCCACGAGGGAGGUGGGGGCAGCGCUUGGGGGAUACGACUUGCUUGCCGGCUCGGCAGACUACAAGAUAAGCCUUUUCAAGUCUCAGGGGAGUGCCACCAAGCUAGCGCUUCGGCAAAUGAUGGUAUUACUGUGGUCGUUAGUUGUCUUCGUAUUUAAGGCGAUAUCCUGGUUGGUACGGACCGCGCUGACCCUAACGCUGACGGUCAUCCCGAUGAUGGGCUUGGUGGCGCUUGUGCUGGCGGUGGUAUACCGGCCGGAGGAGCUUGCGGCCGCAGUUCGGGUGCUGAUAGCGCAGGAGGAGAACUUGGGAUUGGAGGCGGAUCCGGACUCAGAGCCGCCGGUUCUAUAGCCUUUUGGUUUGAUGUUGUUUCUUGCGUCCGGAGACUGGUGACUUUUGGGCGCGAGCGGGGCGCAGCACCUCUUCCUGCUGCAUGUGCAACCUGUGCUUGCACGAUCGAAACACGUGGUGUAUGCUUUUUAUGUGGGCGAAUCGCCUGUCUCUGCCGUCGAUCGAAUGUCGUCGGAAAUCCGAAACUAGUGAGGCUGCCUCUUGCUUGGAGAGGGAGAGGGGUGAAGUAACGUAGUGACUACCGGGUGCGUUUGUCUUGCCUCGCGUGAGCGCUUGCUUCGACACCCCCACUGCACGACAAGGGGCAGGCGGAAAGUGGGUUAAACUAACCCGUGUAAAGCCGGGUCUGCAGCAGCAAGAGUCUGACUUUCGCCCUUUACCCCCACACAUUCAUCCCUGAUGUGAUUGCCACGUAAGGCACGAUUCCGGCAUUCAUUGCCCUCGUAAAGGCUGAAGCACUCACCACCCUACCUACACUGGGAAAUUUGUAGAUUGAGGUGGGCGUGAAACGAGAUUUCUUUUCUGUGUGCCCUUUUUGGCAUACCUGCUCUGACAAGCAAGGUACAGCAGCAGGAGCUAAUUCCAAUCUGAGGCCGAUCGCGGGAGCAUGUGCUCAUUCCCACGGCUACGGGUUACAACAUGGUUCUCCGAUCUGCGUCUGAUUCAGCUGUCGCUCUCUCUAGCCCUUUAAUGAUUUUCUUCGUUCCUCAAUCGGUGAAACAAGCUA